Messenger RNA from Trichobilharzia szidati, 782 nucleotides. NCBI's taxonomy places the organism in Eukaryota, Metazoa, Platyhelminthes, Trematoda, Strigeidida, Schistosomatidae. The record is from the annotation of a GenBank genome assembly.
AAUAAGAAAUAAGUCUCCCACACUAUAUACUACAUACCAUAUACAUGGAACAGAAGAAGAAAACACAACCAUCAAGCAUUCCAUUGGAGGUAGCACAAGAAUAUCCAGCUAAGCUUCUAGGUUUUGCACCUCUUCAACUUUCAGAUGAUUUAUACAAUGUAUUCAUCACUUGCAUAGAACAAAUGAUAGAUAAAUUUGGCGAGGAGAUUAUGGAAAAAGUUUGACUUUUAUUUUCCUAAAAGAAAUUAUUAAUCACUAUAACUUUUCUAUAGUUUGCAUCAAGAUUUAGAACAGAGAAAAUUCAAUCACUCAUUUAUCAUCUAAAAGAAAAACUUGAACAUCGUCUAUCAGAUAUGUUUGACACAUUUGAUGUAUUUUUAGUUAGCAAAGUGUUAUAUCUAAAUCCUUCAGUAGUACUUAAAGAUGAUGAGCCUCAAUUGACCUAUUCUCAAAAAGCUGAUGAAAUUAUUGGCGAACGCAUUGAAACAUACAGAAAUAGGAUUAUAGUUCUUAAAAGGUGUUUAACAAAAAUUGAAGAAGAAACUGCUCAGAUCAAUUCACUUCUUGAAAAUAUACGAAAUAUGAAAAAUAAUAUUAACCAAACUGUGGAAAAAGUAUAUGGCUUUAAAUCAGUUGAUGAUUUAUGCUUUUGUGUUAAUGAACGGAAUCGAUCUAUAAAACGAUUAUGCAGCGCUCUAACCUCUCGUGAAAUUUCAACUGAUAGUCAUAGUGUUCUUCAAAGACAAAAAACCACCUCAAAAGAAGAGAAGCAAACAAAAUAA